AAGCAUGUUUACAAUAUGGUUUCGAUCUUCUAACUACUACGUCUAACAGUAAUACAUGAUGAUGAAUAUCUUAUAUUCCAGCCAAAGAUCCAGAUGGCCCUAAGACAUUCUUGUCGUAUACGAAACAAUAUGUAACAUGCCCUUUCCAAAUCUGAACGCCCCGAAUUCUCCCGAUGAUAAAUUCUUGGAAUAUAUAGAAGUAGAAACAUGAUGUGACAUGCUCUUUUUUUUCUUUUUAAUUGAAAUAUUAUAUUAUAUUAAAUUGCACUUAACAUGGCUUACUUGGACCCUCAGACAAUUGCUCACGCCCCUUUGGAAGAAAAUUUGGGGGCUUUAAGUUCCAAACAAAGUCAAGCACCUGGCUUGGAAGGCUUGUAAGGAUUCAUUGCCAACAAAGACUAAUCUAGUUCACAGAAAGGUCAUUAUUGAGGGCUGCUGUGAUGCUUGUAAAUUGCACCAGGAGGAUGUGGUUCAUGCUUUGUUCCGUUGCCCAGCCUUGCAAUCCGUUUGGAGGUAAUAAGGAACCCGACCUCUUUGUUGCUGUGCUAUGGACUCUAUGGAAUAGAAGGAAUAAUUUGCGCUUGGGCAAGCCUACACUCUCACUCGGUCAGGUGGUGGAUUUUGCUCAAGACCGAAUCUUGGAGAGAGCUUCUUGCAACGCUGCUUUUCAACAACCACAACCCCACCAGCAAAUACCAUUACCCGGUUCAGUGAUAGAGGUGGAAGUCUUGGCUGCGCGGAAAGCAUUGGAGCUUACAAUUGAGCUUGGCUUUGACAACAUCACUCUUGAGGGAGACUCUGAAGUUUUGAUUAACUCCUUAGCAAAGGGCGGCAAUUCUCUGGCUCACUAUGGUCAUUUACUUGCAGACACUCAUGUCCUCAUGAUUCGAUUUUCAUCGCUUAGUUUAUCUCAUGUUAAAAGAAAUUGUAAUAGUCUAGCACAUGCCUUAGCACGCCGUGCAUCUUCUACCCCUGAUUUGUCAAUCUGGAUGGAAGAAAUACCACCAGAUCUUAACUCUGUAUACAUGGCUGAUUUGAGUGGCCUAGUUAAUAAUAUUUACUGUCUUGAUUCUCAAAAAAAGAAACAUAAUGUAACACAGUCUUUUUCCUUUUUAAUAGAAAUAUUAAAUUACAUUUAG
Quercus lobata is the source of this 1139-nucleotide messenger RNA. RefSeq lists its product as uncharacterized. NCBI's taxonomy places the organism in Eukaryota, Viridiplantae, Streptophyta, Magnoliopsida, Fagales, Fagaceae. The coding region runs from base 441 to 1139 and encodes 232 amino acids. The record is from RefSeq and is a predicted model, not a curated record. The transcript is spliced from 3 exons. Gene Ontology annotation, molecular function: RNA-DNA hybrid ribonuclease activity; nucleic acid binding.